This is a messenger RNA of Gadus chalcogrammus (walleye pollock), 4305 nucleotides long. RefSeq names its product PHD finger protein 2 (gene phf2). Gene Ontology annotation, molecular function: transcription coregulator activity; histone demethylase activity. The transcript has 21 exons. Gene Ontology annotation, biological process: protein demethylation; regulation of transcription by RNA polymerase II. The record is from RefSeq and is a predicted model, not a curated record. The coding region runs from base 588 to 4193 and encodes 1201 amino acids. NCBI's taxonomy places the organism in Eukaryota, Metazoa, Chordata, Actinopteri, Gadiformes, Gadidae.
AUCCGUGCGUGUGGUAACGGAUGGAGCCCGAUGCGACCACGGCCACUGGCUGACACCGUGUUGUGUCGCACAGCCCGACAGUACACUCGCAUUACACUCGCAUUACACCCGGGCUGCCAGAAUAUCAAACACUGCGAUUUCGGAGUGUGCUGCUGGGAGCGGAGAGAGCGCGUCGGUCCCCCGGUCGAACACAGCCCCCCUCGCUGGAGGGAGACCCGCGGAGAAAAGCUGCAAUGUUGACAAGAUUCAUUCAUCUGAUUUGAGGAGGACGACUUUUUUGUGUCUCGGUCGCUGCUGACGUAACAUUUCUACCAUGCAAGGAUACCUUUUCGUCUGCUUUCUGCACGGUGUCUCGGUGUUGCCCAGUGCGCGGAAUCAGGCGUAAUGCAUUUCAGGGAACCACGCGGGCUGUAGCGAUUCUGCGAGAUAACGUUGGGCUUUGCAGCAUGGACGCCGCGGUGGAGACGCGGGAUUAGAUCCAUGUCCAGCGGGACUGGCCGGGAUCUGGGGAAUCAUAUUGUACAUUGUUGCAGGACGGUUCCUGCCGCCGCUGCCCCCCGUCCAUCCGACGUAGUUGUGAAUUGAACAUGGCGACUGUACCACCAGUGUAUUGCAUCUGCAGAUUACCGUACGACGUAACCCAGUUUAUGAUCGAGUGCGACGCCUGCAAGGACUGGUUCCACGGAAGCUGUGUGGGUGUGGAUGAGGAUGAUGCCCCUGAUAUCGACAUCUACCACUGUCCCAACUGCGAGAAAACGGACGGUAAAUCCACCCUCAAAAAGAAGAAGAACUGGAACAAACAGGACACGGGACAGAGCACCGACAUCAAGGCGGUUCAGAAUGGCAGCCAAGUGUUCAUCAAGGAGCUCCGUAGCAGGACGUUCCCGAGUGCGGAGGACGUGGUGGUGAAGCUGACCGGGCCCCAGCUCAGCAUGGACUACCUGGAGGAGAACGGCUUCAACGAGCCCAUCCUGGUGCUGAAGAAGGAGGGCCUGGGCAUGUCGCUGCCCGCCCCCACCUUCUACAUCAGCGACGUGGAGAACAACGUUGGCCCUGAUGUGGGCGUCGACGUGGUGGACGUGCCCAAGCAGACGGACAGCAAGAUGAAGCUGAAGGAGUUUGUGGACUAUUACUACAGCACCAACCGCAAGAAGGUCCUGAACGUCAUCAACCUGGAAUUCUCCGACACCAGGAUGGACGGCAUGGUGGAGAGCCCUGCGAUCGUGCGCCGUCUGUCCUGGGUGCAGAACUACUGGCCGGACGACGCGCUGCUGGGGAAGCCCAAGGUCACCAAGUACUGCCUGAUCUGCGUGAAGGACAGCUACACAGACUUCCACAUUGAGUGCGGCGGCGCCUCAGUGUGGUACCACGUGCUCAAGGGGGAGAAGAUCUUCUUCCUCAUCAAGCCCACCUCGGCCAACCUGUCGUUGUACGACCGCUGGAGGUCCUCGUCCAAUCACAGCGAGAUGUUCUUCGCUGACCAGGUGGACAAGUGUUACAAGUGCACGCUGAAGCAGGGCCAGACCCUCCUCAUCCCUUCAGGUUGGAUCAACGCAAUCCUGACCCCAGUGGACUGUCUGGCCUUCUCCGGCCACUUUGUGCACAACCUCAGUGUGGAGAUGCAGAUGAGGGCGUACGAGGUGGAGCGUCGGCUGAAGGUGAAGACCCUCACGCCCUUCCCCAACUUCGAGACGGCGUGCUGGUACGUGGGGCGCCACUACCUGGAGAGGUUCAAAGGUUUACAUAAAGCCAACAAGCAGCCGGCGCCCUACCUGGUGCACGGCGCCAAGAUCCUCAACGGCGCCUUCAGAGCCUGGACCAAGAAACAGGCCCUGCUGGAACACGAAGACGAGCUCCCGGAGAACAUGAAGCCCACCCAGCUCAUCAAGGACCUGGCCCGGGAGAUCCGUGUGGCGGAGAACGCCACCAAGGCGGUGAAGAGCGAGCCCAGCAGCGCCAAGGUGCCCGUGGAGGAGCCCCCCUCCACGCACUCGGACGGGGAGGAGGAGUCCGACAGCCCCGCCCACACGCCCUCGCCCGGCCGCGACAAGACCCCCCGGAAGAAGGCCACCAAGCCCUCCAAGCCGCCCAAGAUGCCCAAGGCGCCCAAGCCCCCCAAGGUGCCCAAGGUGAAGGAAGGCGGGAAGAAGAAGGGCAAGAAGGCCAAGGAGCUGACGCCGCCGCCCCCCAAACCCUCCAGCUUCGCGGCGUUGGAGUCCCACGCCAAGGACAUCCUCAGCAAGAUGGACCAGCCCAAGAAGGGCAAGGCGGUUAAGAAUGUCCUGAGUAUGUCAGAGAAAGAAAUAUCAAAGCAGAACAAUGUGGAGAAGUUUGAGAUCAGAGAGCAGAAUAGGAACAAGACUGAAGCGAAGUGGAAGUACAAGAAUAGUAAACCAGACUCCCUACUGAAGAUGGAGGAGGAGAGCAAAAUGGACCGGUCGUCGAUGAACAAAGACCGGUUCAGCUUCACCAUGUCCCACAAGAAGCUCCUCGGGUCCAAGGCCCUGAAGCCGGCCGGCAGCCCAGGCGUGUUCGGCUCGCUGCAGAACCUGAAGGAGGACAAGGCCAAGCCGGUGCGGGACGAGUACGAGUACGUCUCAGAUGAGGGCGAGCUGAAGAUCGACGAGUUCCCCAUCAGGAGGAAGAAGAAUGCCACCAAGAGGGACCUCUCCUUUUUAUCCAACAUACGAGAGCCGAUCACGCCGGCCAAGAAACCAAAGCUCCUGCCCGCCGUCACCAAGAACGCCGACUCCUCUGACGAAGAGUCAUUACACAUCGACACCGAGGUCAAACCCGAGGUCAAAGGUCGCAACUCAAAGGUCAAGAAGAAGGGCGGGAACGCCGCCGGCAUCCUCGACCUGUUGCAGGCCAGCAAGCAAGUGGGCGGCAUCGACUACAACACCAACAGCACACAGGAGGCCAUCCAGGGCAUGCUGUCCAUGGCCAACCUGUCCUCCUCGGACAGCCUGCCGCAGCCCUGGUCCAACAGCCAGUCCAAGACCAACAGUCAGUCCAAGGGGAACAGCCAGGCCAAGGGGAACAGCCAGGCCAAGGGGAACAGCCAGGCCAAGGGGAACAGCCAGUCCAAGACCAACAGCCAGUCCAAGACCAACAGCCAAUCGAAAGGGAACAGCCAGGCCAAGGGGAACAGCCUUGCCAAGACGAACAGCCAGGCCAAGGCGAACAGCCAGGGCAAGGGGAACAGCCAGGCCAAGGGGAACAGCCAGCCCAAAACCAACAGCCAGCCCAAGGCGAACAGCCAGCCCAAGGCCAACUCGCACGGCGCCCAGGCCGACAAGAAGGGCGGCCGGGCGGGCACCGGCGCUGGCGGCGGCGGCGGGAAUAGCAAGCGGCCGGCCAAGAGAGUCCCCAAGAAGCCCCGCAAGAGCAGCAGCAUCGACAGCAUGGACUUCGACGAUGACCAGGACCACAUGGACGCCUGCUUCAAGGACUCGGACUACGUUUACCCUUCUCUGGAGUCAGAGGAGGAUAACCCCGUCUUCAAGUCGAGAUCGAAAAAGAGAAAAGGUUCGGACGACACGCCGUACAGCCCGACAGCCCGCGUGGGGCCCUCGGUGCCCCGACACGAGAGACCGGCGAGGGACGGCGCCCGGGUGGCGUCCGUCGAGACCAGCCUCGCCGCCGCCGCCGCCAAGCUGUCCCAUCAGGAGGAGCAGCAGAAGAUGAAGAAGCAGCAGCGGCUGACGAAGAGGAAGGCGCCGGUGGUGGAGGAGCCGCGCCGGCCGUCCCGGGACAGCAGCAGCAGCUCCCCGGAGCCCGGCGCCGAGUCCCGCGACGAAGACGACGACGACGACGACGACGACGACGAAGACGAGUCCGACGAGUCAGACGAAGACGGCAACGAGGAGGAGCAGAGCGACCGGGAGGAGCGCGCGGCCACGGCGGGCGCCAAGUCGCCGCCGGGUGGGCCCGCGCCACCGGCCCCGGGGGUCUUCCUCGCCCAGAAGAAGGGCUCCACGUCGUCCCCUGGCCUGGGAGGGGGCGCGGCUAACUCCGCCUCCACGGGGCCCGCCAACAGCACCGCCUCCUCCGCCGCGACGGCGGGGGCCAAGGCGGAGAGGAGUAGCUCCACCGACGCUAAAUCCAAGCGUCAGAAGAAAGGCAUGGCCACGGCCAAACAGAGACUUGGCAAGAUCCUAAAGAUCCAUCGGAACGGAAAGCUCCUUCUGUAGCAUCGACGGGUGAAGGACAGCCAUUUUAUGAACUUGGAUCGCCUCCCGCCUCUUUUGUCCUCCUCUCCGCCGACUCCGAAGCCAACCCAGCGCAGGAGGAAACAGAGAGGGG